AUGGGAGACUGGAACUUGUUGGGAAGCAUCUUGGAGGAGGUGCACAUUCACUCCACCAUCGUGGGCAAAAUCUGGCUCACCAUCCUGUUCAUCUUCCGGAUGCUCGUGCUCGGUGUGGCGGCGGAGGACGUUUGGGUGGACGAGCAAAGUGAGUUCAUAUGCAACACGGAGCAGCCAGGCUGCAAGAACGUCUGCUACGACCAGGCAUUUCCAAUCUCGCUCAUCCGCUUCUGGGUGCUGCAGAUCAUCUUCGUCUCAGCUCCUUCGCUGGUGUACAUGGGUCACGCUUUGUACCGUCUCCGAGCUCUGGAUAAGAAGAGGCACAAGAAGAAAAUUCAAAUUCGAGCUGAGCUGGAAGAGACCGAGUUCUUGCUGGAGGAGCACAAGCGUCUGGAGCGAGAACUUCGCAAGCUAGAGGAGCAUAAAAAACUCAAAAAGGCUCCUCUGAGAGGCUCCUUACUACGCACAUACAUCAUCCAUAUCCUUACCAGAUCUGUGGUGGAGGUGGGCUUCAUCGUGGGCCAGUAUAUCUUAUAUGGAAUAAGGCUGGAUCCUUUGUUCAAGUGUGACAGGAUGCCUUGCCCCAACACCGUGGACUGUUAUGUGUCCAGACCAACAGAGAAGACCAUCUUCAUGGUCUUUAUGAUAGUCAUUGCUGGGGUUUCUCUGUUCCUGAACCUUCUGGAGAUAUCUCAUUUGGGUACAAAGAAAAUCAAACAGGCGUUAUCUGGUUUGCAAUUCACAGAGGACGACAGCCUUUGCAAAGCAAAGCAAGCGGCAAUGGCGGAUUUUUCACUGAGGAAAACAGCAAAAAUUAGCAUUCAGUCUGGCCCGAUGGACCCUCUGUAUUUACCCAAUAUGGAUUCAAAUACCAGAAUAGCUGAGCAGAGGCAUAGCAUCUUUGCAGGUACGACUCUUCCUGUGUCGUGCAUAAUCCAGACAUGUCAGGACAGCCAAGGAUUUAUCCACAACGGACGUCUUCAAAGUCUUACUGGGCAACACAAUGCUGACCUGCCUCCAGACAGUAGCACUGGUUCAUGUAGAGACAGCAGACUUUCAAAUUCGGGCCAACAAAGUCAUGAAGGUCAGCUCAGUCAAAGGCCAAGCCAUAGUGAGAUUCCAGGCUGCGUUCGUAACGCUAUGCACCAACCGAGCCAUGUCCCUGAGCCGAGCGACGAUGGCACAGACUCAGACAGUGACUUCUACCCUCCCCCCAGGAAGGCCAGCUUCAUGGCACGGAUGCCUUCAGAGAGCGCCUCGGACAGCCCAUCCUGCCCCAGCACCAGGAGCUCCGAGUCUGAGCUCGGCUCACUUAAUGACCUACCCAUGAACCCACCACCGGGAGGACGGAGGAUGUCAAUGAGUGUGUUCCUGGACAUCUCUUCCAUCAUGAAAAAGUGA
Messenger RNA from Ictalurus punctatus (channel catfish), 1401 nucleotides. It is a transcript of the gene gja10a, whose product is annotated as gap junction protein alpha 10 a. NCBI's taxonomy places the organism in Eukaryota, Metazoa, Chordata, Actinopteri, Siluriformes, Ictaluridae. Bases 1 to 1401 code for a protein of 466 amino acids. Gene Ontology annotation, biological process: cell communication. Gene Ontology annotation, cellular component: connexin complex. The transcript is spliced from 2 exons. The record is from RefSeq and is a predicted model, not a curated record.